Aspergillus oryzae RIB40 is the source of this 351-nucleotide messenger RNA. RefSeq lists its product as uncharacterized. The transcript is spliced from 3 exons. Bases 1 to 351 code for a protein of 116 amino acids. NCBI's taxonomy places the organism in Eukaryota, Fungi, Ascomycota, Eurotiomycetes, Eurotiales, Aspergillaceae. The record is from RefSeq and is a predicted model, not a curated record.
AUGUCAAUUGCUCGUCCUCAGGCCACUACUCAAUCUUUCUAUGUGGGCGCAAUCAAUACGCUAUACAGCUACCAGAGGAUGUCUCUGAGCGCGCAGAGAUCUACUUUGACAGUAGUAGGGAUAGCCGAAGAAUCCACGGAACGCCUCUUACCGCAUGGCUUCGAGUUCCUCUGGACUGGUAUCAAUCUCAUACCGAAUCGUAUUUUGACGACGAGUCGCGCGCGACAAUCCGGCGCAUCUUCUCCCCCGCUCAUGCCCCGCAUACACAGCAUGCGUUCUGCGGAUUUUGCGGAACACCACUCUCAUAUUGGACUGAUGUUCCCAGUGAAGAGGCGAACUACAUGUCGGUGA